This is a messenger RNA of Staurois parvus, 320 nucleotides long. NCBI's taxonomy places the organism in Eukaryota, Metazoa, Chordata, Amphibia, Anura, Ranidae. The record is from the annotation of a GenBank genome assembly.
CGGUCAUGUGAUCAGCUGUGUCCAAUCAGAGCUGAUCACAUGGGACAUGUACACAGAUCAUAAGAGCACUGAUGAUCAGUGUGCCCUGAUGAUCUGUGUAGCCCCAACAGCGCCACCUGCCAGUGUCCAUCAGUGCCAGCUCUCAGUGCUCAUUCAUGCCACCUGCCAGUGCCCAUCAGUGCCACAUCAAUGCCACAUAUCAGUGCCCAUCUGAGCUGCCUUUCAGUUUCACCCAUCAGUGCCAGUCAGUGCCACCUAUCAAUGCCAGUCAGUGCCACCUAUCAGUGCCAGUCAGUGCCGCCUAACAGUGCCAGUCAGUG